GUAGGAAAGUAGCAGUUUUUAAUUUAGGCAAAUUCGCUGCACCAGCCCAGGGGCCAUACUCAACACCUUUUCCACCGAAAAUGCUGAAAACUUUUAAGAUGAAUUUCCACCAAAAGAAGAAAACCAAUAUUAAUUGACUGCCUUUAUCUCCAUACAGCUUUAAAAUACAAUAAGUCUCUUUACCCAUUACUCAUAACCAAUUAAUCAAUUUUUCGAUUUUAAGUUAUUUUUCUUCCAUGGCUUCAACUAGUAAUCCUGAAAUAACUGCAGCUUCCCCUUCUUCACCAUCAUCGUCAUCAUCAUCAUCUCCAUCUCCGCCUAUCGCCUGGGAUGUAUUCUUGAGCUUUUACGGUGAUGACACACGCAAAACCUUUACUUCACAUCUUUAUUCUGCUUUGGAUCAAGCUGGAAUUUUAACCUUCAGAGAUGAUCCUGCUCUUGAAAAGGGCCAGGAAAUUUCACCUGGGCUUUGCAAUGCAAUUACAGAUUCCAAGAUGUUUGUGGUAGUUAUCUCUGAGAACUAUGCUCGUUCGCCAUGGUGCCUUAAUGAGCUCGUAGAGAUUCUUAGCUGCAAGAAAACAGAGAAUCAGGUUGUUCCAGUGUUUUAUUAUGUUGAUCCAUCAGAUGUGCGUCACCAGAAAGGGAGUUUCGGAGACGCUCUUGAUUAUCAUAAGAAGCGUUACUCUCCUGACAUAAUAGACAAGUGGAAAUCAGCUCUUUAUCAAACUGCAGAGCUAUCAGGAUACCAUCUCAAAAAACAUGCAAAUGAGAAUGAAUCGGAAACCAUUAAAAGCAUUGUAGAGAAUGUGGCACGACAAGUAUCUACAAAGGUAUUACGCCUUGGUGGAGAUCUAUAUGGGAUAGAUUCUGCUGUCGAAGAAAUAUAUCAGAAAUUAAGGACGGAAUCAAAAGAUGUACGGGCCAUUGGAAUAUGUGGGAUGGGCGGAAUUGGCAAAACAACAAUCGCCAAAGCUUUCUAUAACAAAUAUCAUAGCAUAUUUGAUUGUUGUUGCUUUGUCGAAAAUGUUAAACAAUAUUCUCAAGGAGGUGAUUUUCUAAUUCCUUUACUUGAGCAACUAUUGAUUGUGCUUCUUGGGAGAAAGAAUUACAAGGUCCUUGAUGCUGAUAGUGGAAUUAGACAGUUGAAACAAAUUCUCCAUUUCAAAAAAGCACUAAUUAUUCUGGAUGAUUUGAACCAAUCAAUUUGUUCGGAAUUUCUUGGAAGGCAUUGCAACUUAUUUUCAGCUGGAAGUAGAAUUAUUGUGACGACAAGAGAUGUUAGCAUUCUAGAUCAAUUAAAAAUAUAUAUUUCAGACGUAGAUAUAUACAUGGUGAAUAAAUUAGGACAAACUCAUUCACUGGAGCUCUUUAGUUAUCAUGCCUUUGGAAAACCACAGCCACCUGCUAGUUUAAGAGAGCACUCCAUAAGCUUUGUAGCUUAUGCGGGAGGUCUUCCAUUAGCUCUUAAGGUGUUAGGUUCAUCUUUAUGUGGUAGAACUCAAGAUGAGUUAUUCUGGAAAGCCAAGCUUGAAAAAGUUCGAAAAAUUCCAGAGAAUGGGAUACUGGAAAUUCUUCAACUGAGCUAUAAUGAGUUAAAUGAUGAGUCUGUGAAGUCAAUUUUUCUUGAUAUUGCAUUCUUCUUCGUCGGGAAGUACAAGUAUGAGGCUGUUGACAUAUUCGAAUCUUGUGAGUACUAUCCAGAAGUUGGUAUACGAAUUCUAUUAGAAAGAUGUCUACUCACGAUUGAUAACCAGAGAUUAAGGAUGCAUGAUCUUAUACAAGAGAUGGGACGGGAUAUUGCCAAGAAAACACGCUUGUUCUUGAGAGCAAACGCGUGGGAAGAUUUGCAAAAUCAUGAGGGUUUAGAUAAUAUUGAAGGUCUUGUCUUAGAUUUAAGUCAAUCAACGAAGAAACAAAUCAACUCUCAAAUAUUUGAAAGGCUGCCCAGAUUGAGAUUACUCGAGAUCAUAAAUGCUCACGACAUCAAAGGACAUUUCAAAAAUUCUUUCCAUGAGUUAAGAUGCUUCUAUUGGAAUUGUUGUACGUGGACAAAAUUACCUUCUAGUUUUCGACCACAAAAAUUGAUCUCUCUUGUGUUGCCAUAUAGCAAUUUGAAGAUGCUUUGGGAUGAUGCCCAGCCUUUCAUGAGUUUGAAGAUUAUAGUUCUCAGUUACUCUGUGAACUUGAAAACCACUCCCAACUUCAAAAAUUCAAAAGUUGUUGAGCGGUUAUACUUUGCUGGUUGUGAAAGCUUGCAAAAAGUCCACCCAUCAAUUAGAGAGUUGGCUAAUUUAUAUGUUCUGGAUUUGAGGGAAUGCAUCCAUUUGAAAGACGAAAUGUCAAUAUAUAGUGUGAAACGAUUGUCGGAGCCUGUCAAACAAUGGCCUAAUAUGGGCUAUUUGCGUUUGGGUCAUUAUCACAAUCUAAGACGGUUGCCAGAGCAAUUGGGUGAUAUGAAAUGGCUAAAGGAGCUUGAUGCAAGUUACACUGCAAUUGAGGAACUGCCAGAUUCAAUUACUCAGCUUAAGGAGUUGGCUUGGAUGAAAUUGGAUGGUUGCAAGAAGCUUAGAAAGCUACCAGAGCAGAUUGGAAAUAUGGAAGGCUUAAGGACAUUUCUUGCAAAUAGUAGUGCAAUUGAACAACUUCCAGAUUCAUUUGUAGGCCUCGUUAAUUUGGAGAUUCUAAUAAUGAGCUCCUGCAAAAACCUUAGGAAUCUUCCAAAUAGCAUAUGGAAGCUCCAGUUGCUUCAAGUACUAAAUCUGGGGUGGUGUAAAAAGCUGGAGCGAUUGCCUGAGGAAUUGGGGAUGAUGCAAUGCUUAGAAAUUCUUAAUGUCUUCGGAACAGCAAUUCAAGAAGUACCAGAUUCUAUUGGACUACUUAGUAGGUUAAGGCUGUUGGAUUUGUCUUAUUGCCAUAAGCUAAAAUAUCUGCCGAGCAAUAUAUGGAAUCUUGCGUCACUUGAAACAUUACAUCUUUCCCAAGAGGACAUCAAAGCAAUUAAUUUGCCUGAUGCAGUGAAAGAUACAAAGUUGGUUUGCUUGACUUUGAAGUGUAAUAUAAGAUUAUGGUUGCCUACGAUACUAAGUUUUCCUUCAUUGGAACACUUAAUUCUCUGUGAUGAGAGUGAGAAUUUAUCAUCAACCAAUCCAUUUAGUUUCUCUGGGCUUUACAACCUACAAGUUCUCGAAUUCUAUGGCUCUGCAUUUUUUGGGUCAUCGUUUCUGGAACUUCCUUUUAAUAUAACACACUUAUGCCUAGGUGACCAUGCAACACUGGUACAUCUACCCGAUUUAUCAAGCUUGAAACAGUUGAAGAAGUUUUAUAUAAUCCGUUGCAUCAGCCUUGAAUCACUGCCUCCACUUCCUCAUCAUCUUCAAACACUUACAGUUUAUUAUUGCCCAAGCUUACAAGAAGUCUCAAACAUUUCAUUAUUGAAGGAAUUGAGUCAUUUGAAUUUUGGUAGGUGCAGCUAUCAGAAAUCAUUUAGUUCCAGAAAGAGUCCCCUUCAGGUAAUAAAUCAAUACCUCCGUUUAUAUGAAUCCAAGGUACCAAAGAUGGCAGAUUGGUUGAGCUACAAAAGCAGUGGGCAUACGAUCUCUUUUGAUAUCCCACCACAAUUGGGAGAUAACUUAUUAGGUCUUGCGCUCUCGGUGGAUUUAUCAUGCAAAGGGCGGGGUUCUAAUUUAAGCAUUAGAGCUGCUGUUACUAAUAAAACAAAUGGUACAACAAAGUACUGUGUGAUCCCUUUAUACAUUAAUUGUCGUCAAGUAUAUUCCCUGGUACAAUGCAUAAGUGCAGAUAAAAUCUCAAUAAGAAGUGGAGAUGAGAUUCGUAUUUCAUUUCAAAGAGAUGUGUAUAUAUUUAAUGCACCAGAAGUAGUUCUUUCUGUACCAAUGAAGGUGAAGAUGUGCGCUGUCCAUGUGAUACCAAAAACACUCUCCCCGGAUUUUUGCUCUGUUUUAAGCAACUUGAUUAAGUGAUGUUUUACAUCUUUACAAAGUGUUUAAUUUUAUUUCUCAUUCAGUUCAAUAUAUUUCACUUUGCAUUUCAAACAUUUCGGUUAA
Daucus carota subsp. sativus is the source of this 4064-nucleotide messenger RNA. RefSeq names its product disease resistance protein RUN1-like. Gene Ontology annotation, molecular function: ADP binding. The transcript is spliced from 5 exons. Gene Ontology annotation, biological process: signal transduction; defense response. Lineage: Eukaryota; Viridiplantae; Streptophyta; Magnoliopsida; Apiales; Apiaceae. The record is from RefSeq and is a predicted model, not a curated record. The coding region runs from base 237 to 3980 and encodes 1247 amino acids.